Molecule: messenger RNA, 1905 nt
Organism: Symbiodinium natans
Lineage: Eukaryota; Dinophyceae; Suessiales; Symbiodiniaceae
Source: the annotation of a GenBank genome assembly
AUGCAGGAUUGUGUGACCGAUUGGCAGAGCCCUGUGAUUCCGCCCACUAUCCGCCGCCCCUGGCGAGUUUUCGAAGAGGACCUCGAGGAGAAGGUCACCAACUCAGCCAGUCAAAUUGGCCAGGCGGAUCCGGAGGUGCGUGAGCAAAUCGCCGCUGUACAGGCCAAGGGAGCCCGUGUGGCCUUCCUUUCCCUGUCCGAAUCUGCGCGUCAGACGUAUUACCAGGUAGCGCUCUCUGAGCUCUCGGCCUUCGUCUUCUGGCGCCGCUCGCAGUUGGCUCGGCAGAAGGCGGGCGAGAUCUUGCCGACAGAUCUGGAGGCAGGCUGGGAUCUCCUCGACCCCAACGACAAAGGAGAGUGGCUGCCGCAGGAUCCCAUCGCAUUCCUGAGGGCAGAUGCGCAGUGGGCAACGCUGCUUGCAGAUGUGCAAGGUGGCGAAGAGCGUGCCCCAGGCACAGAAGAGCUGGGGGUUCCAACUCCAAUGAAGAGCGAGAUCCUGACCAGGACGCCUGGAGACAAGGCCCCGGUGAAGUGCGAGCCGUCAGCGCCGAUCACGGCCAAGUCGGGUUCGCAGGCGGCUGCGCGGCCGGUGAAGAAGGAGCCGGCCGCUCCAGCGACGCAUUCUGAUGCACCGAAAGCAGGCGUUCCGCAACCUCCUGGCCCUCUUGUUCCACAAGAGGCGGCAUUUGCAGCUCCACCGGCCGAGAAGGCAGCACCCCAGGCGCCCACGGACAAGGAAUCAGAGAAGCAGAAGCAAGGCUCGAUGUCGCCCCCUCGCGCCAUUCCUCCACAGGGAGCAGAGGAGAAGAAGGCACCUGAAGUCGCGCCCAAGGCACCUGAAGUGCAGGCGAAGGCGGUGCCUGAGCCUACCCGGCGCAGCAGGCGCGUGAAUGCCUCCGCCGGUGGAGGAAAGGAGGUCGCCGGUGGCGACUUGACUCGAGCAGGCCGCGCGGCCACCAAGCGGGCGCGCUCGCGCCCGGCCGCCGCACCGCCCCAGCGCCCCCCAGGAUCCCGGCACCCGCGGGAGGACCGGUUGGACAAGGCUCCCGCGAACCUUUUCCCGGAGGUGUUGGAAGCGACCUGUUGCAAGUGCAAAGAAGGUCAUGCCAGCAUGGAGAACGACUUGGCAAUGUGUGAUCGCUGCGACAGGGCCUUCCACGCCAAGUGUCAUGAGCCGCCAGUGGCUUACUUCGGGCGCCCGGACGAUCAGUGGUUCUGCGCCGCCUGCACCACCGAGCUGGCUGAGAUGCGGGAGCUUUCGCUGAAGGUGGACGACUUCUGCUGGGUCCAGUGCACGGGCGAAGCGCAUCCGUGGCCGGCCCAAGUUCUGCGAAUCGACUUCUGCUCCCUGGCGGAUCCGCGGCCAUACUGGGUGCAGUAUUUUGAUGCUGGCUCGCCUGAGGGGCAGUGGGUCGGAGAGGUCAACGUGAAGCCCUGGACCGGUGGCCCGCGGUGGGGCUCGAUUGCCCAGGCCCGCCGCCGCAACGCGGUUCGGCUCGCUGAGGCUGCUGGCGCUCCGUGCCUCAGUACCAUGGGUCCCGCGCCGAAGACGCCCAAGCGCAAGGCGCCAGCGCCUUUGGAAGGAGACAGCCCGAAGUCGCCAGUGAAGAAGCGGCAGCGGCCUAACAAGGACCCGAUUCCUGCCGGCAAGGCGCCGCGACGCAGUUCCCGCGUGCAGGCGAAUGUGGACAGGAAGGCAGUUGACGAGGGCGGGGAGGGCCCAUCCUCAAGGAAGGCGCCACGCCUCAGCCGUCGCAUGCAGGAGAAGAAAGAUGUGGAAGAUGAUGAAUUCGUACAACAGGCAAACGAGAUGAGAAGCCUCAUUGCCGCCGCCAAGGAGCGACAGCGCAAGCUCGAGGCGGAGCUGGUCCAGGUCGCCAAUGCAAAGCAGGUGGUCUUGGCGUAG